CAAGCAAAACUCAAAUAUCAACGCAGAUAAAGCGCAACGUCGCACUUCUUUCGUCAAUUCUCGCAUCUCUCAAAAUUCCCUUCUUCUGCUUCAGACAGCGAUCAUACUUUUCACUUCCUUCAUAACGCUUCUCAAAUUUUCCCGCGCUCCUUGCGCUUACUACCAAGCCCUUUUCAACUUUCCCUUCCACCACCUAGACCGGCCUCAAAACUGAUCUAGAAGAGAUUGGGCAACACCAACAAACUUGUCACAAAUCUCCUCGAUCCUCUCUGGACUUCGUCAAAACUGUUUCACAUGCUCCUGUAAUUAUGGCGCGAAUUAAAUCGAAAGUCACCAUCGCCCAGGAGGGUAAUCUCCCAGGUGCUGGACCAGCACAAGCCCAAGCAGCUGCAAACUCCUCGAUGGAAAUGGCUUCUGCUUCUGGCUCAGCGUCGCCCUCUUCAACAACUUCUACCUGUCCUCAUUGCUCCUCUUCAUUUCCUGAAAUGGCUUCAAAGGUUCGUCCUCUUUCCAGUCGACCCUAACAAUUGAUCUAGUGGUCGCCGAUAUUGACUUAGUAUCCAAGGAUUUCCGUGAUCACGUGUCAGCCUGCACCGGGCCAAGUACUGCUGCAGAAGAAAUCAGUUCCGACAGUUCAUUGACUCCACCACCUGAUUCUCCAUCAGUUCAUGCCGCCAAAAAGGCAAAAGCAGUGGAUGAGUCUGAUGCUGCUCAAGUCAAUUCGGGUGCAGUGAAUGGAUCCCUGGCCAAUGUAGUCAAUGCGUCAGAUCAUGACUUGGAAAUUGAUCAAGAUGACAGCCAGCCCUCACCUUACAUCAAAGACGCUGUUGAAUACUACGAUAAAAUUGAUGAGCGGGAAGGCUCCGUCGUCACUCGUAGAAAUUCUGAAGAGCCCGAAGAACCAAAGACACCAACUCCGACGAAUCGCGAGGGUUCGGCAGAUGAAAAGCCCGACCCAAAGACUCGUCACGCUUUUCAGAAGUUUACUCCUUUUGAGGAUUUCGGCGAUUAUCUCAUGAAUGCUGAAGAGAUGUCUUAUGAGGAGCUGUACGACCGCACAAGCCACGUUAAUUCGGCUUUGGUUACUUAUCAAAAGGAGUGGGACGACAUUGAGAAAGAGAUUUAUAUUCAUGAGUCCUACGUCAAAGCACAAGCCAAAAAGACAGCAGAGAUUUCGAAAGCAGUUGAAGAGGGGAAGGCCAAAAUCGAAGAUCAGAUCUAUCUGGAUUAUGCACAACGCUAUCGAGCUGAGCUCAAGCUUAGUCGUGUCGACUGGGAACAAUACCUGGAUGGAUUCGGAGAUGAUCCUAAGAGUGUCGAAACAGUUGAGCGCCUUCGAAGUCUUCGUCUCCCAAAUUUUCUGAGCAGUAUACAUAAGAGACAAAAAGCUCGAGAACAGGAGCCCAGCAAACUUGUUGACAGACCUAUGAUGGCAGAGAGAAUCACAAAAGAGGAAUUGGCUUUGGAUAAGCGAAAGAGAGGAAGGUUGAUUGAUCAAAUUACCUUUGAGGACAUGAAGCAUGCCGAUGUUUAUGGUUUCAACUAUUCGUCGCAGCCGCAUCAUGUCGGCAAUCAACCUCAGCCAACGUACAACGGGAAAUCAAAAACCAAAGGAGAUGCUUCAGAUGAAGGUCGAUCACGAAGUCAACGAAGCAAAGCACAAAAGAGUUACGAUCCGGAUAAGAGUGUGUCCCCUGAGACAGAGAACGAGGAGCUUCCUGCAAAACGAACCCGCAAGCCCAGGAUGAACCUUGACAUGGGCGCGGAAACUCAGCAGCGUGGACGCAAUGCACACAGCCGAGGCGCUACCCCACCUGUGAGAACUUUCCCAUCUGGCAAGCGUGUUGGACGACCACCGACCAAGUCGAAGCUUAAAGACUUUGAAGUUCCACCUGAGUCUACUGACGCAGCACUGGAGAAUGGUACGGGCCCAAGAAAGCUAGCUCCCAAACAGGAAGAGCAGCUCCAUGAUGCGGCACUUUCUCUUGCUAGCAAGCAACGCGAGUUGGUAGUCAAUCACACUCAGGUAUAUUUCACGGGAAACAUUGGGGAGGCUGUCUACGGAGGAAAUGGACAGACAUCACGACCAUCAUCUUCUUCUUCGGCUGAGGGAGGCAAGAAACGAAAGCGAGAAUCGACUGAUACUGGAAACAAUCCUCGUGUACAUGACUAUGGCCAGAUGACCCCUAUUCUGCCAUCUACAUCUGUCCCUCAAUCGGGUACAGCCACUCCUGCGCCUGGUCCAGCCCCAAAGAGUCGAAAGCGCAAGGCCAAGGAUACAGAAAUCGACGUGUCUUUACUCAACCCAGUGGAACUCGAGGCAUAUGAAAAGAAAAAGGCAAAAUCUGCUAAACUAUCUUCAAGUUUGAAAAGCCGAUGGGAGAGAGGUGAGAUGGCCGGAGCAAUGGAGACGAGAAAGGCAACGAACGCUGCAAAGAAGGCGGCCAAGGCGGCGAUGACAACGGGCAUGGUAUCACCACCGGAACCGCCUGCGAUUGUCCCUCCAACUUCUUUCAACCACACAGCUACUGCCAAAUUUAUUCAGCCUCCGCAGACAAUCGCUCCUGCUGCUUCACAACCCCAACAACCGGCUGCACCCGCACUACCCGCACCGAAGCGCAAGCAAUCAGUUCAAAAGUCGAAAUCAUCCCCGCUCUCCUCUCCAAAAGGUAUUACCAAGGCCAAGAAGAAGGCCGUGUUACCACCAGCCAUCAACGCCCGAAACGUCGGCGGUAGGGCGAGAAAACCAAACCGAUUAAGAAUGAGCAUGGACGGAACAGAUGAAGUGGAGGGAGGGGAGAUGAGACAGCAGUAUAAGAGCGAGUAUGAUCAGUACCAGGCGCUUGCUUCCCCACAUUCACAGGUUGUAUUGGGAAAGCGUGUUAGAAAACCAAGGCUCGAUGUUCGUGGGGCUGAGGCCUCUGGUGACGAUUUGGAGGACGAGGAAUACGAUGAAUGAGCGAGCGGCUUUAAAAGGGCUUUUUUCAUGAAUGUACAUAGGUAUAGGAUAUUCCACGUGCUUUGGGCACGAAUUCAUAGGGGUCCAUGGGAAAAAACUUGAAAUAUUAAU
Messenger RNA from Hymenoscyphus albidus, 3070 nucleotides. NCBI's taxonomy places the organism in Eukaryota, Fungi, Ascomycota, Leotiomycetes, Helotiales, Helotiaceae. The record is from the annotation of a GenBank genome assembly.